CACAAUUUCCAAACAAACAUUUCCCAAACAAAUCCACGAGGUGGUGCACACAUGAAAGAAUGGCUGACUUUCUUCAUGGAACAAAAACCAUUAAUUCCGACGAAGAGCUUAGUCUUGACGAUGAGGAGGAAGUAGAGAAAGAAGAAUCACAUAUGAAAGGUAAAAAAAAGAAGAAGACAAAGAUUCCAUCUGAUUUUAACAAUGAAUUUAAUAUGGUAUUUGAGAAAUCUGAUGGUUCAGAUAUGUGGCGAAUCCAUGGUGAUAUCAAAAGUAAAGCAAAGGGAUUGGUAUCAUCUGAAAUUCUAGAAGAAAAAAUAAAAGCAAAACGUCGUGAAAGAAAGAUCAAUACACUAAAGGAAAAUAAAGACAGUGAGAAUAAUGAGCAUGAAAAGGAAUCGGUAGUAAAAAAAGAAAAUGAAGAAAUACAAGAAUCAGACGAUGAAGAUGAUGUUGAUUUUAGCGAAAGUGAAAAUGAAAGUGAGCCAGAAAGAGAAAAUGGUGAUUUUUUUGAACAAGCUCCAAAACAAGUUAAACACGAAAGCUUUGUACAGAUGAAUCUAUCCCGGCCAUUGUUGAAGGCUCUAAAUACACUUGGUUUUUUACAUCCAACACCAAUUCAGUUAUCUACAAUACCAUUAGCUUUACUUGGGAAAGACAUUUGUGCGUGUGCUACCACUGGUUCUGGUAAAACUGCUGCUUUUAUGCUACCCAUACUUGAACGCUUACUAUUUAAACCAAAACAAUCUAGUGUAAGCAGGGUACUUGUGUUAGUGCCAACAAGAGAGUUAGCUAUACAGGUUCAUUCAGUAAGCUUAUCUCUUGCAAAACAUACAAAUGUACAGAUAUGUAUUGCCACUGGUGGGCUAGAUUCCAAAACACAGGAAGCUAACCUGCGAAAGUCACCGGAUAUUAUCAUUGCUACACCUGGUCGAUUGAUUGACCACUUACAUAAUGCACCUUCCUUUGAUCUUCAGACGAUUGAAAUACUGGUUCUAGAUGAAGCUGACAGAAUGUUAGAGGAACACUUUAAAGAUCAAAUGAAAGAGUUGAUUCGAUUAUGUCCUAGAGGUCGACAAACAAUGCUGUUUUCAGCUACUAUGACAGAUGAGGUAGAAGAAUUGGCUUCACUGUCACUGAAUCGACCUGUCAAGUUGUUUGUUGAUCAUAAUACAGACGUGGCGAAGAGUUUACACCAAGAGUUUGUACGAAUCAGAGAAAACAGAGAAGCUGAUAGACUGGCAAUUGUAACAGCUUUGUGCUGCCGUUCUUUUAAUGAUCACACCUUAAUCUUUCUACAAACCAAACGGUUAGCUCACAGACUGCGCAUUAUUCUGGGUUUGUUUGGUUUAAAAGCUGCAGAACUUCAUGGCGAUCUAACACAAUUACAGCGUAUAGAAGCGCUUGAAAAAUAUAAAAACAACGAUGUUGAUAUUCUUGUCGCAACAGAUCUUGCUGCAAGAGGGUUGGACAUCGCUGGUGUUAAAACGGUUAUAUCAUAUAACAUGCCGACCACUAUAAAAAGUUAUAUCCAUCGGGUAGGAAGAACAGCUCGAGCUGGGAAGGUUGGGAAAUCAAUAACUUUAGUCGGUGAGAAGGAACGUAAAAUGUUGAAGGAGGUUGUCAAAAAUGCGCAUGUUCCUGUUAAAAACAGAAUUAUAUCACAAGAAGUUGUGCUUAAAUACAAACAGAAACUGGAAGAAUUGGAGAAAGACAUCAAAGAUUUGUUAAAGCAAGAAGAAGAAGAAAAGGAGUUGCGUAUUGCAGAAAUGCAAGCCACCAGAGCUCAUAAUUUAAUUGUACAUCGAGAUAAAAUUCUGAGUCGUCCAGCUCGAACAUUCAUCAAAACUACAAAAGACAAAAAUACCAAAGAGAAAAAAUCAAAAAAUUCGGUCAUAUCAGCGGAAGACAGAAAAAUUGCAAAAGAACAAGAAUUUCAGAAACGUACUAUGAAACGCGAGAGAAAACCGAAACGUAUUCGUGCAUGUGACGAAAACGAUAAUCCGAAAACGAAAACUAAAGGUUCAAAGAAAGCAAAACUUGUUCCCGCCAAAACUUCAUUUUCAAAAGAACUAACAGACACAAGUCGACGUGGUUUGAAAGCACUACGUAGCACGGAACAUAUUCCCAAAAAGAAAAAAGUGGCCGGUGGCUUUAAAUCAAAAAAUAAAUAUCGUAGACGGUGAAACCCGACGCCUGCUAUCAUAAAUUUAAUUUGCAAAAAAACUCCGAUAUUUUAUAUGCAGUCAGUGUAUCAUUCUCCGCAGUGAAUAAAAUCGUAUUUUCUAUGAA
Hydractinia symbiolongicarpus is the source of this 2289-nucleotide messenger RNA. RefSeq names its product probable ATP-dependent RNA helicase DDX27. NCBI's taxonomy places the organism in Eukaryota, Metazoa, Cnidaria, Hydrozoa, Anthoathecata, Hydractiniidae. The transcript has 22 exons. Gene Ontology annotation, molecular function: nucleic acid binding; ATP binding; RNA helicase activity. The record is from RefSeq and is a predicted model, not a curated record. Bases 60 to 2183 code for a protein of 707 amino acids.